AUGAAACAAACAUUUGUUCAAGAUAUUGGACAACAAUUACGGUCCGCUGUAUUUUCCUCAGGCUUAACUACAAAAUUAAUAUGUCUUUUUUGUAUAAUUGGAUAUUUUCUUUCAUUCAAUCCACAAUGUGUUCAAGCACUUGCUGUCAUUCCAGGACGUGUAAUGCCACCGAAUUUUUGGAUUUGGACAUUUCUAACACACGGUUUCAUUGAGUUACAUAUUUGGCACACAAUAAUCGAUGUUAUUGUUGUUUUUCUUUAUUCGAAAAUGAUUGAACCAUUAUGGGGUACAAAUGAACUUUUACGAUUUUAUUUUAUUGUUACCAUUCCAAAUGCAUUAUUUGCGACAUGUAUUUAUUUUGUUUUUUAUGGUUUAACAUUUAAUGAAGAAUAUUUAUUUGAAAGACCUAUUUAUGGUUUAGCUGCAUUUCUUGGUGCUUACUCAGUUGUUAUUAAACAAAUUAUGCCUGAUACAGUUUUAGCAACAACACCUUUUUUUAAACUUAAACAAGAUCAAGUACCUUUAUUAAUUGUACUUUUAUCAACUAUACUUUGGUUCGUUCAUGCUGUACCUAUACAUUUUUUAAUUAUGUUGAGUUUUGGCAUUAUUAUUAGUUGGACAUAUUUAAGAUUCUUUCAAUCUCAUCAAAAUGGAACAAAAGGCGAUACAUCAACAUCAUUUUCAUUUGCUAGUUUCUUUCCAUCACCUAUUUCACCAAUAAUAAGUCUUUUUGCAAAUACAAUAUUUGAGAUAUUUGUUAAACUUAAAUUAUGUAAACCGUUUGUUAAAAAAUAUAAUGUAUCUUCAUCAUCCAGUAUAACAGUUACCAUACCUGGUGCCGAAGCUGCUGAUGCUGAUAGACGAAGACAAAAAGCCUUAAAAGCUUUAAAUGAUCGCAUGAAACAAAAACAAACGACAAGUGAAAAUUGGCCUGAACUUGACGAAACUCAUCAAUCACAAUUACUUGCUCAAAGUGAUCAAACACAAAAUUCAUCUGUAACUAUUGAUAUGACAAAUUCAAAUGAACUCACAUCAACUAUAACAAAAGAAGAUUUAAAUCAACCAUUUCUCGAUACAGAACAACAACAAUCAACAUCAUGA
Messenger RNA from Rotaria sp. Silwood1, 1101 nucleotides. NCBI's taxonomy places the organism in Eukaryota, Metazoa, Rotifera, Eurotatoria, Philodinida, Philodinidae. The record is from the annotation of a GenBank genome assembly.